AUGACUUCCAAACAAGCCGUACCAGCCACAGCGGGAGCUACGUCUCCUCCCAUGGGCGGCACCCGCCGUCGCUCGAGCAGCGGUAUUUCUGAUGACGUUGCCAAAUCCGCACACGACUUCAUGGCGGGCACCAUUCGUCGCUCUAGCAGCGGAGUGACUGACGAUGCAGCAAUGGCUGCUCAUGAGUUCAUGAGGAGAGCUAAGGGCACCGGCCCAGGCUUGACUGAUGAUCUCACCGACAAGGCCCACAAGUUCAUGGUUGGGCCUGCCACGCACCGCGAAAGCCAUAGCAAAUACCUACCAGACGUGACUGUUCCCGGGCUGACUGACCAAAUUGUCGAAGAAGCUGUGGAGUUUGAAGACAGUAUUGAGAAAAGCAGUAAGGCCUAA
Molecule: messenger RNA, 390 nt
Organism: Exophiala spinifera
Lineage: Eukaryota; Fungi; Ascomycota; Eurotiomycetes; Chaetothyriales; Herpotrichiellaceae
Exons: 1
Coding region: 1-390 (129 amino acids)
Source: RefSeq, a predicted model, not a curated record